Molecule: messenger RNA, 3531 nt
Organism: Dipodomys spectabilis (banner-tailed kangaroo rat)
Lineage: Eukaryota; Metazoa; Chordata; Mammalia; Rodentia; Heteromyidae
Gene: Fam20b
Product: FAM20B glycosaminoglycan xylosylkinase
Exons: 8
Coding region: 272-1501 (409 amino acids)
Biological process (GO): protein phosphorylation
Cellular component (GO): Golgi apparatus
Molecular function (GO): phosphotransferase activity, alcohol group as acceptor
Source: RefSeq, a predicted model, not a curated record
GUGGGCGGGAGCCGCAGUGGCGGCGGCGGCUGCUGGGGGCGGUGAGAGCAGCGGGGGGCUGCCCCUCCCCGGAGGCGGCGGGGGCGGCCGCGGCCGCGCCGUACCGCUCCGUGCGGGCGGCCAUGGAGCGCGCUUAGGGCCCGACAGGAAUUGUGGAGGCGCUUCAGUGAAAAAAAUGUGCAAUUAUGGAAUCGCCUUGCUAACCAUCACCACCUGCUCUCCUUGAUAAGCCAGCAAGACAGUGAGUCAGGGAGAAGGAAAAAAGGCCAACAUGAAGCUAAAGCAGCGAGUCGUGCUGUUAGCAAUACUUCUUGUCAUCUUUAUCUUCACCAAAGUUUUCCUGAUUGACAACUUAGAUACAUCAGCUGCCAACCGGGAGGACCAGAGGGCUUUUCACAGAAUGAUGACUGGUUUGCGGGUAGAGCUGGUGCCCAAGCUGGACCACACUUUACAGUCUCCAUGGGAAAUAGCAGCGCAGUGGGUGGUGCCCCGGGAAGUGUACCCUGAAGAGACACCAGAACUGGGGGCAAUCAUGCAUGCCAUGGCCACCAAGAAAAUCAUUAAAGCUGAUGUGGGUUAUAAAGGGACACAGUUAAAAGCUUUACUGAUACUUGAAGGAGGACAGAAAGUUGUCUUCAAACCGAAGCGGUAUAGCCGAGACUAUAUAGUAGAAGGAGAGCCAUAUGCUGGUUAUGAUAGACACAAUGCAGAGGUUGCAGCUUUUCAUUUAGACAGGAUUCUGGGCUUCCGCCGAGCUCCCUUGGUGGUUGGCAGAUUUGUUAAUCUUCGGACAGAAAUCAAGCCUGUUGCCACGGAGCAGCUGCUGAGCACCUUCCUAACUGUAGGAAACAAUACUUGUUUCUAUGGGAAGUGCUAUUACUGCCGAGAAACAGAGCCAGCAUGUGCCGAUGGAGACACAAUGGAGGGAUCUGUUACACUUUGGCUCCCAGAUGUGUGGCCUCUGCAGAAGCAUCGACACCCCUGGGGGAGGACUUACAGAGAAGGCAAAUUAGCCAGGUGGGAGUAUGAUGAGAGUUACUGUGAUGCUGUUAAGAAAACAUCCCCAUAUGACUCAGGCCCACGCCUUUUAGACAUCAUUGAUACUGCAGUCUUUGAUUACCUGAUUGGCAAUGCUGACCGACAUCACUAUGAGAGCUUUCAAGAUGACGAAGGCGCUAGUAUGCUAAUCCUUCUUGAUAAUGCCAAAAGCUUUGGGAACCCCUCGCUGGAUGAGAGAAGCAUUCUUGCCCCUCUCUAUCAGUGUUGCAUCAUUCGGGUUUCUACCUGGAACAGACUGAACUACCUUAAGAAUGGAGUGCUAAAGUCUGCCUUAAAAGCUGCCCUGGCCCAUGACCCCAUCUCCCCCGUGCUGUCUGAUUUUCACCUGGAUGCAGUAGACCAGCGGCUCCUGAAUGUCCUGGCCACCAUAAAGCAGUGCACUGACCAGUUUGGGAUGGACACUGUGCUGGUAGAAGAUAGGAUGCCUCUCUCGCACUUGUGAUUUUCAACACAAAAUAAGUGAAACUUAUUUUUACGAAGAUAGAAAAACAGCACAAUCAACUCCAAAUGGCAUGAGACGGCUUGCAGGUGGUGGCCAGUGGCAAGUUCUGUUGGUAAAGGACAGGGUAGCGUUGGGGGUUUCUGGGGUUUUCUGUAGUAGGUAAGGCUUAAAGCAAAGACCAUGACCAUUAGAGCAUGAGCUGUUUCUGCAGAAUCAGCUGAAUUUCUUAGCACUUGCCCUUUCUAACAGUGGUCAGUCUUUAUGAAUCCCAUGCCAAAGGACAAACAGGUGUGGCAUUUGGAUCGGUAAAUGCUGGCACUGGCUUCAGAGUGUGUGUUUUGAGGUAAACUUUGCAGACGUUCUCCACACCUGUGGAUUUUGUAGAACUAUUUCACAGACUCUUGUCUUUUUUGUCCCAGGGCUAGUCAAAUUGGAAGGCUUACUGCCUCCUUCAGCAUGGCAGCAAAUUAAACCUUCAUUAUGUUGAGCCAAAAUAGCACACUGUUGAAGAGAUCCAUUUUUAAGAUAGAAUUGGAAGGAAAGACAAAGAGGAACAUGUUCAGGCUUUUAAACAAUUGGGUAUUAUAGUUUCGACUAACUCAGGGAAGGGAAGGAAAGAGACUCAUCUAGUAGAAUCAGAAUCAUCGAUUGAAAACAAGUUCCCCUCUAUUUCAGUUCUAUGUACUUCGUGGGUAAGUAAAAGCUGCAGAGCUACAGUCGUGUCCAGAUUAACCAAAAUAUUGUUUCUGUAGAAAAUACUCUUACAACUCAAGCACGAUUCCUUUUAUGGAGCUUUUUUCUUUUCCACCUUUUUGCCUAAAGUAGGCAAAUUCUAAUUAACAAAGCAAACUUUUGAUAACACCUUGAGUAAAGGUCAGGAAUUAUGGCAGUCUCUGCCAUCCUCAUUUCUCUUCUGAAGUAUAUUCCCCCCCACUGCUUUUGGACAUUUGGGCAUGAAAGGUGCUGUGCCCAGCAGAUCUGCAGUCCUGCUUUUGCCAUGUGAGAAAAGGCAACUGUGCUAUACAGCAGAUAAUACACCCCCUGCUUGAUGGUAGCUCAGCUUGUGAGUUAGGCUGUUUGAAGAUUAGAAUAAAAGAUUUCAGGCCUUCUGAGUCUUGAAAUUAAAGAAGUUACCAGAAGGAGCAUCCAGAUUUUGAUUUAUUCCAGAUCCUACAUUCAUCGUUGAGUCUCAUGUUGAGUUCUGAGCUCAUGAGGUAGUAAUAUUCUCCUCAUAGUACUCUCAACUUUAGGUUGCUAAACCACAGGUUUAGCUUUGGGUUCUGCCAAGGUGGUUUUGACAUGUAAGCAGCUACAGUAAAUUAUAGGGCCAAGGGCCAGGCCUGCAUUGCCCACUCUCCAGUGCCCUCAGAGCUCUUUCUCGCCCAACUAGUCCGGGUUUGUUCUGAUCCUGCACUUCUGUCAGGCAGAGACUUGUAAUCUAAGCAGUGUGGUUGAGGACACUAAUGCCUACCAUUGCUUAGCAGUUUUAGGCAGCUAUAUACUUUGAAAAACACCAUUUGCAUCUAUGCCCCAAGUUUUCUCUCACCGAAACUAAGUACACUGUAACUACUUUAAAACAGAAUGAAAUCAUAAAACUUUCAUAUGAUCUGUAUGCACUUUGAGGUGGAUGUAAGAAUGAGCUGUUUCUUUCUUUUAAGGGGAUAUUGAAUUUAAAAAAAUACUAGCACAAAACACAGUGUUAACCAAAGGAGACAUUGAUUGCAGUUUUAAGGCUACUUGCUUUCUGUGGGUGUCCAGACUAAUUCUCAGUUCAGCUAGAGAAUACCUUAGUCAGUGCUCACCCCAGAGCUGUAGGGAGCCAUUGGUAGGAGACAGCAGAACAUUAGUCAGCUCUGCUCUAAGUAACUUCUGAUCGAACGAAAUUAUGGUUUAGUGUCUUUUCAGACAUGUUGCCUUUAGUAUACCACACAAAGAACCACCAUUCUCAAACUGGGAACUUCUUUCCUAAUGUGGAAGCAGAAGAUUCUGCUGAGGAAAAACAUAGGAUGGAAAGCUGCUUUGAAAAAACA